AAGAUGACUCUCAAGGAAGAACAGAACUAAGCGGUUGAGGGAUGUUGGCAUGAUUAUUCAGUAACGGUUCGGAUCUUACAGUUGUCGGUUGGUCUUCAAUUGGAGCUAUUUGUGUCGCAAGUCUCAACAUAGUUAGUGUUAUCAAUGUUCCAAGUUAUAAGUGCAGAGUUGAUUGCAUUUUCAAGCUAAGAACAUUAAUUAGUUCACUCAAAUCCUGAGUAAUAAAUUACAUUUUAAAGGAGAAAAUUACAUUUUACGACAAGUACAAUUAAAAAUUAAUUAGUGUCAGUGAAAAAGCACAACAAUCGAAAUGAAUAGUCAAGAGUUUCGUCGUCGUGGAAAUGAGAUGGUCGAGUACAUUUGCCAAUAUCUGGAAACGUUAGAGGAUCGAAAAGUUACGCCCAGUGUCGAACCUGGAUAUUUGCGACACCUUUUACCGGAUGAAGCACCGUACCAUGGGGAAAAUUGGGAUAAAAUUAUGGAGGACGUAGAAUCGAAAAUUAUGCCAGGUGUCACUCACUGGCAACAUCCUCGAUUUCAUGCAUACUUUCCAUCGGGAAAUUCGUUUCCAUCAAUUCUUGGAGAUAUGUUAAGUGAUGGCAUUGGGUGUAUUGGUUUUUCAUGGGCUGCUAGUCCUGCGUGCACGGAACUUGAAACCAUCGUUCUCGAUUGGUUAGGCCGAGCAAUAGGUCUGCCAGAUGACUUUUUAGCAUUAAAAGCUGGUAGUAAGGGUGGAGGUGUUAUACAGACAUCAGCAUCUGAAUGUGUGCUAGUCACUAUGCUUGCAGCUCGAGCUCAAGCAAUCAAGCAUCUGAAACAACAACAUCCAUUUGUUGAAGAGGGUCAUUUACUAUCCAAGUUAAUGGCUUAUUGUUCGAAAGAAGCUCACAGUUGCGUUGAAAAGGCGGCUAUGAUUUGUUUUGUUAAACUUCGAAUUCUUGAACCGGAUUCUAAGUGCAGCUUACGUGGAGAGACAUUAACGAAAGCUAUGGAGGAAGACGAGCUCCAAGGACUGGUGCCGUUCUUUGUAUCUACCACUUUAGGAACGACCGGUUCAUGUUCGUUUGAUGCACUACAAGAAAUCGGCAUCGCUUUACAGCGUUUUCCUGGUGUAUGGUUGCAUGUUGAUGCUGCUUAUGCAGGCAAUGCAUUCAUUUGUCCUGAGCUUAAAUAUCUCUUGAAGGGAAUUGAAUACGCUGAUUCAUUCAAUACAAAUCCGAAUAAAUGGUUGCUCACAAAUUUCGAUUGCUCUACAUUAUGGGUCAGAGAUCGAAUACGUUUAACAUCCGCAUUAGUGGUCGAUCCAUUAUACCUCAAACAUGGUUAUUCGGAUGCUGCGAUUGAUUAUCGGCACUGGGGCGUUCCACUCAGUCGGAGAUUUCGAUCACUCAAACUUUGGUUUGUUUUACGCAGCUACGGUAUUUCCGGUCUUCAGAACUAUAUCAGACACCAUAUUGAGCUGGCCAAACGAUUUGAACAGCUCGUCAACAAGGAUAAACGUUUUGAAAUUUGCAACGAAGUGAAGUUGGGACUGGUCUGCUUUCGAUUAAAAGGUUCGGAUAAGUUGAAUGAGAAAUUUCUUAGUGGCAUCAAUGCUUCAGCUAAAAUACAUAUGGUGCCAGCUUCAGUUAAUGAUCAGUACGUUAUUCGUUUCUGUGCGGUUGCUCAGAAUGCAACUGAAGAUGAUAUUGAUUAUGCUUGGGAUGUCAUUACCGACUUUGCAUCAGAGCUGCUUGAGAAGCAGGAACAGGCUGACGAAAUUACCGAAAUUUUGGAUCGAAAACGCAAAGAAACUUUGGCACAGAAGCGAUCCUUCUUCGUUCGUAUGGUCAGCGAUCCGAAAAUCUACAAUCCGGCUAUAAACAAGGGUACACCACGGGUAUCUGCCGACAAUUUUUCGCCGGUCAAUGAUGGAACACCAACUAUACAGACACCAACUGCCGGCCAAUCAACAUGGAUAAGCUGGCCGUUGGCAUUUCUAUUUGCUAAUUCGGAUGAUGGGCCUAAGAGUAAUGUACCAAUAAGAUUCCGUCAUCUGGACACAACCGUACGUUUAUCGGCAUCACGCCGGAAUUCGGCAACUGGUGGCUCAUCACCAUCGCCGGAAAAUGAGAAUGGAUUUCCAAUGAAUCGUUCGCCGAAACGUUCACCCGUCCUGGGAAGAAAGAGAGGCACAUCACCGAAUCCCAUUGCUACGAACAACGGAACCAGUAAAUAAUUUCGGCCAGUAAAAUGGGAAACGUUAUUGAAGAACAAAAAUUUAUGGAACCAAUUCAUAUUUACGCCAUUCUGGACAUAAUUUUGCGUAUUGUAUUCAUCAUAUCCUUGUCAAUAAAAUAUAAUCGUUGAUGUUUCCAUAGCCGUUAGACAAAAUAUUGUGAGCAAUGCAUUUUAGCACUUCAUUUUCUUUAGAAAGUCAUAUGGUAUUAAAUGAGUAUA
Molecule: messenger RNA, 2439 nt
Organism: Bradysia coprophila
Lineage: Eukaryota; Metazoa; Arthropoda; Insecta; Diptera; Sciaridae
Gene: Tdc2
Product: Tyrosine decarboxylase 2
Biological process (GO): amino acid metabolic process; carboxylic acid metabolic process
Cellular component (GO): cytoplasm
Molecular function (GO): pyridoxal phosphate binding; carboxy-lyase activity
Source: RefSeq, a predicted model, not a curated record